Molecule: messenger RNA, 1641 nt
Organism: Tribolium castaneum (red flour beetle)
Lineage: Eukaryota; Metazoa; Arthropoda; Insecta; Coleoptera; Tenebrionidae
Gene: dsf
Product: dissatisfaction
Exons: 8
Coding region: 231-1538 (435 amino acids)
Biological process (GO): anatomical structure development; regulation of transcription by RNA polymerase II; cell differentiation
Molecular function (GO): zinc ion binding; nuclear receptor activity; RNA polymerase II cis-regulatory region sequence-specific DNA binding
Source: RefSeq, a predicted model, not a curated record
UCGGAUAGUCGCGUUUCCUCUUCAACCACAUUCUGUGGCAGCUUUGUUAUACAAUUACCCGCCAGUUUUGAAAGUUUGAUAGUUUGGUUGUUUCGAUUUUACUAAAGAAAUAGUCGCGGAAUUUUAUUCGAAUUUCCGAGGUUUUUCCUCGGUUUUAAUCACUUAUUUUAAUAAACGGCAAAAUAGAUUCUUCGAUUUGGGGAAAGGUUCGGUCCGGUCAAGGCCGGAGGAUGGGAACAGGAGACAGGCUCCUUGACAUUCCUUGUAAAGUGUGUGGAGACCGGAGUUCCGGAAAACAUUACGGGAUAUACAGUUGUGACGGAUGUUCGGGUUUUUUCAAGCGAAGCAUUCACAGAAACCGUGUUUACACCUGCAAGGCGACUGGCGAUAUGAAAGGACGAUGUCCUGUCGAUAAAACGCAUCGCAACCAGUGCAGAGCUUGUCGCCUGUCUAAGUGUUUCCAAGCCAGCAUGAACAAAGACGCUGUGCAACACGAGCGUGGCCCGCGCAAACCCAAACUGCAAGCAUCCUCCAACCAGCAAAUGCAGCCAUCGCCCGUGGGCCACAGUUUGCAGCAACACAUGACGACAGUGGGCGACAAGUUGCCCACAAGCUCGUCAUCUUUGCACUUCGCUCCGAGCAUUUUCGGACCACCUCGUCCGCUCAAAGCUCUAACUCUACCGCCACCGCCCGUCCCCAGUCCCACACACAUCGACGCUUUGCCGCCCUCAAUGUUCCACCCUCCGACGUUGCCGCCACCACCUGGACUCUUACACAUCCUAAUGUCGGCUGAAAAGUGCCAGGAACUCGUCUGGGGCACGAAACUCUCCCAGAUGGAGUCGCCCUCCUCCAGCGAGACCAACUCCGGGAUCAACAUCAGUCCGGGGAUUCCGGUGGCCCAGCCGCCGCCGAUCCCGCCGCUCCCGCUCACUCCGACUUGGGAGAUGUUGCAGGAAACUACAGCCCGGCUCUUGUUUAUGGCAGUCAGAUGGGUGCGGUGUUUGGCCCCCUUUCAGACGCUCAGUAAACACGAUCAGCUCCUGCUUCUGCAGGAAUCGUGGAAAGAGCUUUUUUUGCUGCAUUUGGCCCAAUGGUCGGUCCCGUGGGACCUCUCGGCCUUGCUGGGGUGCCCCCAAGCUAGGGAGCGCCUACCGGCCGAUAUUCACACAGCCACAGAAAUUAAAACCAUACAGGAAAUUAUGUGCCGUUUUCGCCAAAUCUCACCGGAUGGCAGCGAAUGUGGGUGCAUGAAAGCUAUAAUUUUAUUCACGCCCGAGACGGCAGGUUUGUGUGAUGUGCAGCCAGUUGAAAUGUUGCAAGAUCAAGCCCAAUGCAUUUUGGGGGAUUAUGUCCGCACUAGAUACCCCAGACAACCGACCAGAUUCGGACGACUGCUUCUUCUUGUCCCUAGUCUGAGAGCUAUUCGUUCACUUACUGUCGAAUUGUUGUUUUUCAAAGAAACUAUAGGCGAGAUUCCCAUAACACAGUUGUUAGGAGACAUGUAUUAUAUGGAAAAGUGUACUAGUGGCCCACCUUAAAUGUUGUUCUCAUGUCUUAAGAUAUAUCACUUUAAAUAUUUCAUGAAAGUUGUACAGUUUGAAUAGGUUCUGUGAUAAAAAUAUAUGUCUAUUUGUUGAUUUC